Messenger RNA from Phasianus colchicus (ring-necked pheasant), 8584 nucleotides. It is a transcript of the gene PTPRN2, whose product is annotated as protein tyrosine phosphatase receptor type N2. Lineage: Eukaryota; Metazoa; Chordata; Aves; Galliformes; Phasianidae. Gene Ontology annotation, cellular component: synapse; secretory granule. Gene Ontology annotation, molecular function: protein tyrosine phosphatase activity. The record is from RefSeq and is a predicted model, not a curated record. Gene Ontology annotation, biological process: protein dephosphorylation; regulation of secretion; insulin secretion involved in cellular response to glucose stimulus.
GCUGCGGCUGCCGCUCUCCGGAGCCGGGGAGGCAGAGGGAGAGCGGGAGGCAUGGAGUGAGGGCCGGCGGCGGGCGGGCGGGGAGCGGAACGGCCGCCUGCGAUGGGCCAGGCAUGAUGGGGGCGCUCGGCUCCGUCCUCGCGCUGCUGCUGCCGCCGCUGCUGCAGGUCCUCGCCGCCGCCCCGCGCGGACAGCCGCUCUCCUCCGCCGGAGCCGCCGCCGAGGCGCAGAUCGGCUGCCUGGUUGAAGAUGAUCUUUGCAAAUCUUUUGAAAUCUGUCUAAAUGAUGGAGUAUUUGGGAGAUGUCAGCGAGUGCCAGUAAGAGACAUAUACAAAUAUGACAUUUCACCUCCUGUUCUUCAGCGCCUGAGGAUCAUCCUGGAGAAGCUCUCACACAGAGGUUUUACCUGGCAAGAUGACUAUACGCAGCAUGUCAUUGGUCAGGAACUCUCAAACAUCCACAAAAUCCACAACAGACACUCUGACAUCUUUGCAGCUGAAGCAUCUGAUACAGGAAGGAUUUUGGAACAGAAUGAAGAUAAUGAAAGAAAAUCUCAUCUGGAAAAUGACGUGAACUUGGCCGAGUCUCUUCAGCAAUAUCUUAAAUAUCUACGUCUUCUCUCUCGAUCAACAGCUACAAAUCUGUAUCCAAGGAAGAGGAAUGACAAAGCUUCAGUCAAGAGCUAUGUCUAUAAUGAUCCUGUUAGGUACUACUUGAUGCAAAAACCCAAAGAAAAAGCAACUCCAUUGGCCCACGCAUCAACAUCUCAUCAACAGUAUGCUGAAAAUCUCCAUGGGAUGACCUUCAACCAGCCUCAGCCAGACAAGUUUUCAAUGGAGUCAGAAGUGGGGCUUGACCAGAAAGCUCUGAUGGCUGCACUGCAUACGUACAUCACUCAGAACUUGUCAGCACAAAGCAAUGAUAAAAGCUCUCACAGUAGGACUAAAGGGUCACACGUUUAUGCUGAUAGAUUCUACUCUCCUCAAGUUGGUCCUUUUGAUGGAAGUUUUUCCAGAGGAAAAGCAGAAGAUUUCAAAAUGAAUAAACUGUUCCAGCCACAGCCUGCCUCUGGAGCGCUAAGGCCAGCCCCCGAGAUGCUGAAUCAUAAAUCUGCUUCCCAGAAUGAUCCAAAGGACCUGCUGAGGGUAGUGGAUGGUAAAGUUGAAACACUUAUUAAAGGUGUACUGAAGGACCUAGAGAAACACCAGGUGAAUGUGGAGAAUCUCAGCUCAACUGAACUGGAUGAAAUCGCUGAUACUAUUGCUAAUGCAAUUCAGACUGCUGGCAUUCAGGAAAAAACAGAAGAUGGUGCUGGAAAAACUCGAGAAGAAAAAGCAGAAGCAAAAACUAAUAAAGGAGAUGCUCAAGGAAAGGCAGAAAUUCAUACUGGAUUAAUGGAAAACAGUGUUAACAUACCAGACAAUGGAAUGCAUGAAGCCAGUGCCAGAACUGACCAAGAGGAGAACACUGCAAAAUUAAUUAACUUCUUGAAAAAUAAUGCAUUAUCGGGAAAUAUGCCUAAAGACUUAAUACAUGAAGAACCUACUAAGUCAGAAACCAAGAAAUCUGAAGAUACUGACUCUUCUUCCUCAGAAGAAAUAAAUGCUGGUGUGGAAAAUGUAAAAAGUGAGACUUUCUCCAGGGAGCUGACAGCUGCAGAGAGCACUGAAUCUGUCUCCAAAGACCCAAGUGAGACCCGCUACUGGAUUAAGAACGCUUUAACGAAGGAUGGAAACUCCUAUGAACAGCCUGAGAAAAAUGCAGGACAAGGCAUACAGCUUGAAGUGAAGUCUGCAGAGGAGAAAGAAUAUGGCUAUAUUGUGACAGUGAAAGACCCCCUGAGUGUGGAAAAGGGCCUGGAGUUAAUAAAGGAUGUGGCAGAUCUCCUGAAGCUGCAGAUGAGUGCCUUCGAUGAUGUUAACAUGCUGGGACCAGCUGUGACCUUCAGAGUGCACUCAAACCUCCAAAACAUUUCAACUGCAGAUGUUGCCAAAGCAGCAGCCAUGAACAAAGAGAAGCUUGAAAAAACAACUGGGCUGAGAAUUCUGCAGACUGGCGUGGGGGAGAAAAGCCACGUACCUCCGCUCCCGCAGCGCGGGGAAGAGGCAGAGUCGGCCAAAUUUCUCCUCCUCACCCUCCUCUCCCUCGCUUGCAUCGCCGGGGUCCUGGCAGCUUCGGGGGUCGUCUACUGCCUACGGCACCGCGCCCACCACCGGCUCAAGGAGAAGCUCUCGGCCCUGGGGGCUGACGCCGGAUCCGAUGCUACCGCUGCUUAUCAGGAGCUGUGCCGUCAGCGCAUGGCCGUGAAGACAUCUGAUCGCCCAGAGCCCCUGCAUGCCUCUCGAAUCAAUAGUGUUUCCUCCCAGUUCAGUGAUGGGCCCAUUCCCAGCCCCUCAGCUCGCAGCAGCACGUCGUCCUGGUGCGAGGAGCCGGUGCAGUCCAACAUGGACAUCUCCACCGGCCACAUGAUCUUGUCCUACAUGGAAGAUCACCUGAAAAACAAGAAUCGUCUGGAGAAAGAGUGGGAAGCUCUUUGUGCUUACCAGGCUGAGCCCAAUGCCACCACUGUUGCACAGCAGGAGGAAAACAUCCAGAAGAAUCGCUCCCGGGCUGUAGUACCAUAUGAUCACUCCAGGAUAUGUCUGAAAGCUGAAAAUAGCCACGACAAUUCAGACUACAUCAAUGCUAGCCCAAUUAUGGACCACGACCCCCGAAACCCAGCCUUUAUUGCCACCCAGGGCCCUCUCCCUGCUACUGUUGCUGACUUCUGGCAGAUGGUCUGGGAGAACGGCUGUGUCGUUAUUGUCAUGCUGACACCCCUCACGGAAAGCGGAGUCAAGCAGUGCUACCACUACUGGCCCGACGAAGGGUCAAACCUCUACCACAUCUACGAGGUAAACCUUGUUUCUGAGCACAUCUGGUGUGAGGAUUUCCUGGUGAGGAGCUUCUACCUGAAGAACCUGCAGACAAAUGAGACCCGCACGGUGACACAGUUCCAUUUCCUCAGCUGGAAUGAUCAGAGAGUUCCUGCUUCCACAAGAUCACUGCUGGAUUUCCGCAGGAAAGUAAACAAGUGCUACAGGGGUCGCUCUUGUCCAGUAGUUGUUCAUUGCAGUGAUGGUGCAGGAAGAAGUGGAACCUACAUUCUAAUUGACAUGGUUCUCAAUAAAAUGGCUAAAGGUGCUAAAGAGAUUGAUAUUGCUGCUACCCUGGAGCACUUGAGGGACCAGAGACCAGGCAUGGUCCAGACGAAGGAGCAGUUUGAAUUUGCUUUGACAGCAGUUGCAGAGGAAGUGAAUGCAAUACUCAAGGCACUUCCUCAGUGAGCAGCUCGGUGUCCCGGAGGUUCGCGCAGGAUCCAGCCCUCGUUUCCUCAUCCUCAGUCCCUGUGAAUGUUCUUGGAAACCGUGACCUGACCUUAACUAUGUAUUUUCUGUUGUAACCACAUAGUGAUAGGGUCCUUAGGAACUCCUUUAGCUGAUAAAAGUUCAACAGUUAAAAUGUGUCUUCUGUUUUUGGGUUUUAAAACAAAUUUUAAGAAAAUACAUCAAAGCCUCGGAUUAAGUGACAGAACAGUCCACCUAAUUCCUCUCUCAUCCUCAAAGACCUGAAUGUCAAACUUGGAAAGCACACAUUCCUGUUCUUACUAACAAAUAUUCAGUAUUGUAGGUAACUAGUGCAGUUAAUAUAGUCUCAGAAAACAGUGUUCUGUUGUAUUUUGUAACUCCUUAAAAACCAAAUGAGAGUGAGGGGCCUGAAAGGGAUGGUGAUUGUCCCUCUACAAUGCUGAGCGGAGGCAUGGAACUGUGCAGAGGGUGUGAGUAAACACAGGUCCAGGCUCUGGCAAAGGGAGCUUGCACCUUCUCAUGCUGAGCUUUAGCAAGCAAACAUUUUCUUAACUGUUGUUUACUUUUCAGCUUUGUGCUGUGAAUGGAAGAAAAUCUGAGCUAUAAGUAAAUAGGCCAGCACGGUUGUUACAACUGGGGAGAACAAGUUGGUCACCUUAAUGGGAACCUGGGGACCAGUGAGCACCACAGCUCUGGCCACGUACCUACAGUGUGGAGUGGGCAAGCAUAGAUGCACCUCCAACCAUGAGCAAGGCACCUGGCCCACCAGGCGCAUGUCCAGAGCUCGCAUGGACACGGAUUGUUGACAUUAUGGGAUUACUGAGGAAGAAAACGGGACUCUUCUCUUUAUAUUUUUGCAUUUUGCUCUUUCAAGCUCUGCUGUGCCAUCCUUUUGAGCCGGGGAAAUGUAUUUCUGUAAAAGCCUGGCCGAAGGAAGAAUUGCCAAUCUGCAUUUUAUGAUCCUCAUCAAGUUUGUCUGAGCCAGCCAUUUGUUGCACCUUUCUGCUCUUUUCUUUUUCUGAAUGAUGCCUAUUUUAACUAUUAAUGGAUAAAGAAGCACAUAAGUUGAAUUUCAGAGAUUCUUCUGUUCUCAAAAUCCUAAUACCUGCUGUUGCAAAGUAAUGCUGAAAUAUGUCUGUAAACGGCUUGGUUACGUAAUUUUGCUUAUGUGAAACCACAGUUUUAGUUGUGGCACUCUACUAAAGGGAUUGAAGCUGCUGAUGGAAAGUACUCUGAUUUGUUUGAAUGAAGGGCCUGAAAGUGACAUUUUCAAAUGUGACUCUUAAUUUCAUUUUCAAAACUGAAUACUUGGACACUUUCAUCUGUUAUCCUCCAUCUCUGUGAUUUAAGAAUUUUAGUGUUGGUUUGUGGGUUUUUUUUUCCCCAAAAUCUUAACAGCAUUAUAUACCUGGAAAAUACAUAAUUAGAUUUAAUUCAGGAGAGUGAAAGUUUUAUAAACUUCUAAUCAGUGAAAUGUUAAAAAUACAGUAUUGGAGAGUUUCGCUGGAACAGAGGUCACGGGCAUCUAUUGAAAUCAACCAGGUUGCAGUUCUGUGUUGUAGGCAUGAAUAUUGGUGAUUUAUUCUUUUUAGCAAUUAAAGAGUUAUUUAAAAAAAAAAAAUAGCAACAACAAAGCAGAAGACUUGUUACUUUUCGCCAUACAUUUUUGCAUGCUUUUCUUGGUAUGUGCUGUUGCUUAAUUUGUGCAUCCCAUUACUAUGGCAGUACAGAGCAUUUACUGCAGAUGCCAUCAUCCUCUUAAGUACAUAUGCUGUACAUUAAGCCACAUGUUUAUUUUAUGGCCUAAGCAUUUUAGAGCUUUCCUAGCAAUAACUAAAAAAACUAAUGGAGUAUGAAUGAGAAAAUUGCCUUUUUCAUUUGAUAAUUUAGGCUUAACAGGUUUCUUUUAUUACUUUAGCUAACACACAAUUGCAGAUCAGGGCAGAUGAGAUCAGUUUGAGCAGUAUCAGCAACUGUUUGAGGUAGAUUUACUGUGAGCCAUGUACUGCAGCUUUCUGAAAAUACAGGUAGUUAUAUCCACACAAACAGUCCAAGGAAUCAAAAUAAGGGCAUCCUAAGUCUACCCCCCAGAUUCUUGGGUAAAACUACUUCUCAGGGCAAGAUGCUGUACCAUUGCCUACUGCCAGUGGGAUAAUGGGUUUUCAGCACAGAUUUCUGCCCUGAGAUUUAUUGGUGUUCGCCUCCUGACCGUCUCUGUGCAUACCACAAACAUGGCUGAUGAGCUGUUCGUUUGCACUUCAGGAAUAUUUUUUAAUUGUUCUUCUGCAAAUAUUUGCAUUUCAUAAUAGUAAUUUCAGGGUGAUCUCUAUUAUUUCACAAGCGGCUGAGUAUGAGACUAAAAUAUUGGUCUUCAUGCUUUGGAGUUUAUUUAGUGUAAAUUAGAGGGCAUUAAUCUUCCCCAGUGCUAAUGGGGCAGGAUGUGUUGUUUUAUUCAUACUUGUAGGCUGAUAUACACAACGGAAGGAUGCAAUCUUACUCAGAGGGUUGGGAUAUCUCCCACUGAAUGUCAUGGACAAUCCUGUUUUUUCAGCCAUUUUGCACAGUUCUUCCACAAAGAGAUGCCGGGCUUAUUCUGUUGAUUGUAAGCUACCACACAGAUUAUUUCCUCUGUGCAGGUAAGACAUUGUUCACACCUCUCCAUAAAUGCCCUGCUCCUGUGGGCAGUCAUUUGUUGCAGGGCAUAUGAGUGAAAUGCAGGUCAGUUGCACCAGGGUGAUCCAGAAGGGUCUGACAAUCCAUUUCCCAGGGAGAUGCCAAAAUCAUGGAAAUACAAACCUGGUGAAAACAGAGAGAGAUUUCUCAUGCAGGACAGGUAUUUAUUUAUCCUUCUGACUGCAGUUCAUGAUCCUUACAGCUGGAUAAAGGAUGUGGCUCAGGCUGCCCCAGACCAACUGGAUUUGAAACCUGCCCCAUGUUCCCUGGUGAGAUAAGUGGGGGCCCAAGGUCAGAUGGUACCCAUGAGCCUUCCCUGGUCAGUGUUCUGCUUGAUCUUUAGUAAAUGGACAGUCAUUGAGGCUGGGUUGACACCCAGUGCAUGCCCAUAAACAGCACAUGUUUAAUAUUGACCAUCCUAGUGUUCUUGAUGAAGACAAAUCAAAUAUACAGGUGGUUGAAUUUUAAAAUUAUAUUUAAGGGGGAAGCUGCCAGAGGGUAGUUUAACCCCAGUGCUUGCAGUAUCCUUCCUCAAUGUUCGAAGCAUAGGGAGAUAAGCCUCAUUUCCCACCAGCAUGGCAGUAAAUGUGACCAGAUGCCACCCAUUGUCCCAGUGGGUGCAGACAUGAGGGACAGGGAAGUGUUUGCCACCAAUGCAGGCAGUUUUUAGGUGUAGCAGCACAGUCCCUCCCCUGCUUUCACCCUUCCCACAAGAAGCACUGGAUUUGGAGGGACAGAAGGAUAGGACAGCCUAAUUCCCCAAAGCUGAGAUCCUUGGGUUUCAGUACGUGUCAUGGGGAAAGCAGUGUGGGUUUUGCUGUCACCAUCACCUAUUUCAGGUGAAGCUCUAACCAUUGCCUUUGACCAUCAUUCAUGGGAGCUGGAGCAGCCUGGGUAACAGCCAGUAGAAGUCUUCGGCAGUUGUAAGGGCCAAAAAUGAGUUGUAGCAGAAAAUCCCCAAUCUAAAUCUUAAUUCAGUAGCAAAGCAAGCAAGAUUAUUUUUAUAGACACUGCAAGAGGUUUAAAACAUUUAAGAAUAUUUUUAAAAUCUACACCGAUGAUUAAACCUUGUUUCUGUCUCUAGCAUGCAUGCAGAACCAAUCUCCAUCCAUCCCCACGGGAACGACAGCUAUAGAACCUGUAAGGAGUUCAUGCUUUAUUUGUCAAGUGAAACAUUAAUAAGAUCCAGCCCGCUUCAUAAUUUCCAGACUAGUCAUUAAUUAAAAUAAAUAAAUAAAUAAACGUUUAUUGGAAUAGAAAACAAGUAUUUGAUUAGCUUUGUUACAGAACAAUAGCUCUCCUAAUUUUUAUUCUGCAUAUUUUAUUCUUUGUUUAGAAAAUUCUCUUAAGAAGCAGUUGAGAUAAUUCGCUUUUUAAAACUGUACAGUUUCUAUGGUUUUGCUUUUUAAAUGAGAGUACACUUUGUAGAUUUGAUUAUUAUAUUUUUCUGUUAAGAUUACACUGGACAUUACAAAAGCAUUCCCCACCACAGUGAGAAGAAAGCUAUCCUGUUGGUUUACUGUAAAAGAAAAAAAAUAAUUAGAACAAAAUUGCAGAGCUGUGGCGUACUCAAUCCAAUUAGAGCAUGACUCUUUACUACUCUUCAUUUACCACAUUAGAAAUAAAAUAAAGUUACACCAGCAAGAUUUCAUUUGAAGCUGUUCUUGCAUGCUGUUUGUACUGUAUUUGAUGGCAUAAUAUUGUUUCAUUUACAACCUUUUCUUUUUCGCCACUCUAUUAUAUUCUUUCUCUGUAUAUAGUUAAAAAGAAGAAAAAAAAAAAUAGAUUAUACAAAGUAUUUUGUUCUACCUCUGUAAAAAUCAUACUUGUGAAUAAAGUCACGUUGUCUGUGGAGCACGGUAUUGUGGAUACAGCAUUAGCAGCUGGUGUUUGCUUUUAUUUUUGGGUAGGAGGGCUCCUCCUGUCGCUGGAUCCUUAUCCCUGUGCUGACGAAGGGGACAGGCAGGGUCCUGCUGAGCCGUAGAGGUGCUCACUGCUCUGCUGCAAGAUGGUGCAGCCUCCUCUGCCUUUGGGAUGCGGGCUUCUACCUCUGCAGCUCCCUGCUGAGGGAGGGCUGGGGGCCACGCUGCUCCAGGCAGACCCCUGCAUUCAGGUCAUAUGGGAGAAUGAAUACUUGAUGGAAAUUCUCCUUGUGCAACAGGGAGGUGAAAAAAAUGUGGGCUGUGAGCACGGGUUGGUGGGUCAGAGCUUUGCCUAAUGGCGGUACGGGCUGCGUGAGGCUUCACAGAUUUGAAACAGCCGCAGGAUUGACAGAAGGAUUUGAACGGGUAAUGGAAAAUAUUCACUGUUACAUUAAGUAAGGUUAAGAGGAGUGAAGACUAAGGUUCCCACGUAAGCACAGAAUAAAAUAAGCAGUCUUUUCCCUGGAGAUAGAAAGUAAUUUUCCCAUAAACACUGUCCAUUGUAUGAACGUCUGUAUCUUCGCAUGAGGCAUCUAUUGUUAGCUGUUAUCAGAGGCAGGCUUUAUGAUUAGACAGCCCUACUGUGGCAAUUUGCAUGGCUCUGUAUUGUGUGCUGAAACUUCAGUUGUGUUUUAAAGUUCA